AUGGUUGAUUCAUCUGGAGAAGUGUGUUCACAUCUAAACAUUUCUUGAACAAAAAGACCAACUUAAGGAGGACAUCUAAGUGGUUCCUACACUCUGCAUUACAAUAGAAGGCAAAUAGGGAUAUUCACUGGAACCCAACCGAUUGUCUCAAAAACAUUAAGAAGAUUGAAAACAAAUGGCACUUCACAAGAAAGAGGAAACGCUGCAGCAGGUUGGAUAACCGACUGACUGGACUGUUUCAGUCACUGUUCUCAUUAUAACUGUAUUUGACUUCUCUGGACUGUUGUUCACAGUGUGAGUCUGACAAAAUGGCCUGGAAUUAUUUUAAAAAUUCAAUUAAAUCAUUUUUCACUAAAACAUCAAAAGAAAAAGAGCAGAGUGAGAACUGGUCAGAAUCAGAAUCUCCCUGGACAGAAAUGGAACCAGACCCUGAACCAGAACCAGAACCAGAGGUCCCUAAACGUCUUCCUGAUGCUAUCCGAGAUAAAAGCGAACUGCUGGAACCUCAGAUAGGGCCUCUCCCUGUUUAUAAAAUCCCUCUAAAAGAAGAGGAUAUAAAUAUAUGUGGGUGCAGACGAUUCUGGUUUGGGGAAGAAUCUGCAAAACCAAAACCAAAUCGCACCAUAAUGGUUCUUGGAGCCACUGGAGCUGGGAAGUCGACUCUCAUCAAUGGGAUGAUCAAUUACAUCUUAGGUGUCAGAUGGGAUGAUUCAUAUCGGUUCAAGUUAGUUGAUGAAGGACAGGGGAAAACACAAGCAGAAAGUCAGACCUCUGAAGCCACAGUGUACAAAAUAAACUACCGAGAAGAGUUUCAGAUCCCCCACUCCCUGACUAUCAUUGACACUCCAGGGUUUGGAGACACAAGAGGCAUUGAAAGAGACAAAGAGAUCACACAGCAGUUACAGCGUCUCUUCACCCAGAAAUCUGGGGUCAGUGAAAUUGACAUUGUCUGUUUUGUCACUCAGUCUGCUUUAGCUCGACUCACACCAACACAGAAAUAUGUGUUUGAUUCUGUUCUCUCAAUCUUUGGCAAAGAUGUGGCAGAAAACAUCAGGAUUCUGGUGACGUUUGCAGACGGUCAGCGCCCACCAGUUCUAGAGGCGAUCAAUGCGUCAGGUGUCCCAUGUCCUAAAACUGAUGAUGGGCUGCCAGCUCACUUCAAAUUCAACAACUCUGCUCUGUUUGCCUACAACCAGUCAUCUGAUGAUGAAGAAGGAGGUUUUGAUGAGAUGUUUUGGAACAUGGGAUUACGAAGUAUGAAGAGGUUCUUUGCGGCAUUGAAUCAAAUAACAACCAAAAGCUUGACAAUGACAAAUGAGGUCCUCAGAGAAAGGCAGCAGCUUGAGGUUUCAGUGGAAAAUUUGCAGAUACAGGUUAGAGUUGGUCUAGCCAAACUUGAGGAGGUGAAAGAAACAGCUGAAAAGAUUAAAGAACAUGAGGCUGAGAUCACCAGAAAUGAGAACUUUGAGUUUGAAGUCACUGUCACCCACCCUGAUAAGGAGGAUAUUUCUGGGAGUGGAAAUUACAUCACAAAUUGUCAACAGUGUCACCAUACCUGUCAUUAUCCUUGUGGCAUUCCAAAUGAUUCAGACAAAAGGGGUUGUGCUGCAAUGGGUUCAGAUGGAAACUGCAGAGAGUGUCCAAAGAAAUGUAUCUGGAGUGUACACUAUAACCAGAAGUACAGGUGGGUGUAUAAGGAAGUUAAAGAAAAGCGAACAGUGAAAGAGCUCAAAGAAAAGUACCUGAAAGCUAAAGAAGCAAAGUCACCUAUCCAGGCUUUAAUUUCCAAAUUAAAGGACGAGUACAAACUUGUGCAAAAUCAAGUUGUGGAGCUGAUGAAAAAGUCUUCAAGAUGUUUAAACCGACUAAAAGAAAUCGCAUUGAAACCAAACCCUCUAUCUACUCCAGAGUACAUCGACAUGCUCAUUGAGUCAGAGAAAUCUGAGCACAAACUAGGAUGGAAAAAACGAGUUCAGGCCCUGACACACAUGAGAGAAAAAGCAGAGAUGAUGGCUAAAGUAGAGAGAGGAGAAACACUUCUGCAGACUUCAGUUACAGGGACAACGGACAGUAAGCAAGACCAAACCAAGACCAGUACCAAUGCAGUCAAAGAUCAGACCAAGACUGAUUCCAAUGAAAAAGGCCAAAACAGUGAGCAUCACACUGUCCAAGACUCAGACAAGGACCAUGGUACUGACCAAGUCCUAAACCAGGACCAUGAAACUGACCAAGACCUAAACAAGGGCCAUGAAACUGACCAAGACCAAAACAGGAGCAGUGAAACUGACCAAGACCAAAACCAGGACCACGAAACUGACCAGGACCAAAAUGAGGACAGUCAUACUGACCAGGACCAAAAGGAGGACGGUGAUACUGACCAGGACCAAAACGAGGAUGGUGAGACUGACCAGGACCAAAAGGAGGACAGUGAGACUGACCAGGACGAAAACGAGGAUGAUGAUACUGACCAGGACCAAAAUGAGGAUGAUGAGGCUGACCAGGACCAAAAGGAGGACGGUGAUACUGACCAGGACGAAAACGAGGAUGAUGAUACUGACCAGGAUGAAAACGGGGAUGGUGAGACUGACCAGGACCAAAAGGAGGACUGUGAUGCUGACCAGGAUCAAAACGAGGAUGGUGAGACUGACCAGGACCAAAAGGAGGACGGUGAUACUGACCAGAACGAAAACGAGGACGGUGAUACUGACCAGAACGAAAACGAGGACGGUGAUACUGACCAGGACCAAAAGGAGGACGGUGAUACUGACCAGGACACAAAUAAGGACAAUAUCACAUACAAGAAUUAAUCAAGGACACACAUGGAGACUUGGAACUUUAGUUCCAAACCUCUAGUCUCUGGACUAUCUAACAACACAAAGGGACAGUUUACACCUUUACCUUCUCAUAUUAUUUCUUAAAAUACAAGUGUCUGAACAAGCUCUGUUCAGUUUAUGUUAACAUACUAAUUAAUCAUCUCCUGUUAAAGCAUUUGUCUGUGUAUUACUC
Molecule: messenger RNA, 3006 nt
Organism: Sphaeramia orbicularis (orbiculate cardinalfish)
Lineage: Eukaryota; Metazoa; Chordata; Actinopteri; Kurtiformes; Apogonidae
Product: glutamic acid-rich protein-like
Exons: 3
Coding region: 309-2807 (832 amino acids)
Molecular function (GO): GTP binding
Source: RefSeq, a predicted model, not a curated record